This is a messenger RNA of Rhea pennata, 3308 nucleotides long. RefSeq names its product UBX domain protein 10 (gene UBXN10). NCBI's taxonomy places the organism in Eukaryota, Metazoa, Chordata, Aves, Rheiformes, Rheidae. Gene Ontology annotation, molecular function: ubiquitin binding. The transcript has 2 exons. Gene Ontology annotation, cellular component: endoplasmic reticulum. The record is from RefSeq and is a predicted model, not a curated record. The coding region runs from base 390 to 1316 and encodes 308 amino acids.
UUUAAGCGCCCGGUUAGGACAUUUGUUUAUUUUCCUGUUAAACGCGGAGAGCUGAACGCCGCGGUCGCGGGGAGCGAUGCCCAAACGACCCGCGCAAACUGAAAUUGCGUAGAAAGGCGGUUCGCAGGCAGGAGGCGAACCCGCAGCGGCGCCGCGAACCCGCAGCGGCGCCGCGAACCCGCGGCUGGAGCGUCCCGGCUUUGCGCGGGCGCCGCGGGACGCCCUCACUGCUCGCACCGGUACCGGGGGUAGAAGCGGUAACGGGCUCUGUAGGUGCCGAGGCUUCGCCGCAGGCAGAGCGCCAGGCUGCGGUCGCACUCGCAGGAGAGCUGGGCGCACCACGAGGCGCGAGCUGCGGGCACAGGGAGCGCCGGGUGUCUUGAGAAGCAAUGGCCACAGCGGCUCUUCUGAACUUAGCACCAUCCGACCACCAAUUCCCUUCAAGCACAGCAGCUGCUUUCUUUUGGACAAACGCUACGAACAUGCACGUGACCAGGCCAAAAUCUGCUAAGGGACGCACGCGGUCAAGCUUCAAUUACUCUCCCCGAGUGGAAGCCUAUCCUCGCAGAGUGCCAUCUUCCCCUCCGCCGGCAGCUGCCCAUGAAUUGGCAAACAGCCGGAGAACGUCGUCGACAAAACCGCCAUUCCCGUCUGGCCAGGUGUCUCCUGAAGAAAUCCCGGAGCUCCUGCAGCAAGUGCCUUUGAGGACCUCCUCUUCCCUGAACAAGUACAGGGUGCUCCCUUCCAUUGGCAGGAAAGGCUUGGGAAACAGUGCCGUGGAAAUCGUAACCGAGCAGACCAGCAGACUCAAAAUGAGUAGGGGACAGGAGGAAGCGCCGAAAAUCAAACCUCUUUCUAGAGAACAAGGAUCUGCCAGCAUGUUGUCAGAAACUGAAGAACCUACUGAAGAAGGCGCAUGUGUUCAGUGUCCUCCUUCUGCGAAGCCAGGAGGGAAAACGAGACAAGAGAACUCUUCGUUGUCCACUUUCAAUUUGGAAGACCCAUCGAAAAAAGAGCCAAGUUUGCUGCUUGCUAUUAGAUCUCCUUCUGGUCAAAGAUUUGAGCAUCAUUUCAAGCCCACAGACAGUCUUCAGACAGUCCUUGCUGUGGCAGAACAGAAAACCAGCACCAAAUACAAACACUGUAGUGUUGAAACCAUGGAGGUACCUAGGAGGAGUUUUUCUGACCUUACGAGGUCCCUCCAAGAGUGUGGAAUCCUCCACAAGUCAGUGUUGUGCAUCCUACAGAAAGAGCAGCCGGAGGCAGAUCUCCUGGGGUGCGAGGACUGCAGCACAGAUCCCGUCGUGCCUCUGUAGGUAGUUCUGCUGAGUGCGAUGCUUUGCUUCUUGUCACGCGGCCUAAAAACUGAAACAGUCUGAAGUUUCGUGGGCCUCCUCCUUAAUCUUACCGUCUUCCAAAAGCUUCCUUUGAAGUAGACUUGUGUAUGUAAAAGGAGUGCGUUGAAAUAUUGCUUAUACCUACCGCAUUAACUGAAUCUCUCUAUAUAUUUUUUUAACAUGUACAAUCAUAAAUUACUUCUUGAGCACCACCAGCCUUUGACCUUUUUGCGACGGUCCAUUUUCUUCUUUGAAGACUGAGGUUUCUUGAUGCAUUCUUUCCUCGGAGCAGGAGACCUCUUCCGUCGUCUUGUUUGUAUUUCAGGAAUGUACCACUUCCCAGAAGGGAUUCUGAUUCAGAAUAGCAUAUUUGGGAAGACAGAAACAGAACUGUUAUACUUUGUGUGACUGUCUUCAGGAGAUCAUCAUCCUAAAGCAUGUUCUUAACCUCAAAAGUGACUGAGCCACAAUCAGAUCUGAAAACCAUCUGAAAAGAAGAGCAACAACACGUUAGAGUUAGUGGAUUAGUGUGAGGCAUUAAAUACAAGGUCAGUGGUAAUAUACCUUUGAGAGCUCAGCUAUACCUGGAUAACCUCAGUGCCUCUUUUAUAUUGUCCUUGCUAGAACAAGUGAUUAAUUUUUGGCUGUGUUGGGAGAGUAGUAGGAUUUUCUCCCUCUUUAGUUUGUUUUCUUCUGUCAUUCAACUGGCAUGACUUGCAGUUAAAAACAGAUUGCCUCCCUGGGAAAUAAAUACUGCCAUUCAACACUUCUGCAACUGAAAUGAGUUAGCUCAAGAAAGUAAUGCUUUGGGAGUUUGUUUUUUUUUUAAUAUAUUAAUUGGAUUUGGCUGGGGAAUUGGCUUACCCAGUAGAUUGUAUUUUACUAAACCAUUAUGGCUCUUUCAGACUUACUCUAUUUAAAAAGUCUGCUAGAGUAACUUGGCAGGUUUUGCUAUAAAUACAAUGUGCUUGUGUGAGGGGGAAAAAUCUGCUAAGUAAGUUUCUGGUGAAACUCCUCACAGUGCAAAGAUAAUAAUUAACUCAGACAAAAAUGGCUUAGGCUAUAGAAGUGGACAGCUUGCCAAACAACCAGGCUAGUUUUAAUAUUGUGAGGUAAAAAACAAAGUUUUUUUUUUAACCUCAGUGUGACUGCCAUCUUGGAAAAAAUAAUAGUAGGAGAAAACUUAUUCUGGUGUUGACCAAGAGCCUAGAAUUUUAAUCUGAAGUAUUCAGGGUCCACCUGUUUUAAAAAACAGCAUCUGUUGAAGUAACAGGCAGGUGGUAAUAAUUCAACAGUAGCAAUGCUAGUGCCUGCAGGGACAUGGGCUAUCAGAGCAUAUGGGUGCUCGUGGCCAAACCUCUUUGGGGAGCAGUGUAUUUCACUUAAAACGUUCAGGAACAACAGGGACAAGAAUGAACUGUGUAAACCACUUUCGGUAUUUAAUUCAGUGUCUGAUGAUUAAUGAGACACUUGGAUAGAACAGCAGUGAGCUGUGCCAGAACACUCUUAAGUUUGAGCCUGCUAAUGGUAAGGUCAUUUUUAAUGGCUCUGCGCUAUUAUCUAACGAUCUCUGUCCUUUAGGGUGAUGUUUUCCUCUUUAAAAUGGGAUUGCAACAUGUGAUCAGAGAGUAUCCUUUUUACUUCCCUUCUGCUGCUGGGAAUCUUGCUCUUUUUCCCUACUUUCAUGUCUCUGGGUGCAUCACCCAUCUCAUCCUUGUUGGGAAUAAGGAGCAGGACUGUAGGGAAAAGAGCACUUGUUACAGGUAGCCUGAGUAAGUUGAUCUGUUCAAAUCAGCUCUAAAAAUGCAGAUUUCUCUAGCUCCACUAGUCAUGACAGGAGAAAAAACACCAAAUCAGGAUUAGCAUGCAGUGCUUGUCACCUGAUUUUACGUAUAUAAUGUUACAUUUUUCAGACUGUUUUCAUAUUGUGUGAUAGGAAAAAAAAAUCAAUAAAGGCUUAAUAAGCUGCAA